This is a messenger RNA of Schizophyllum commune H4-8, 1505 nucleotides long. RefSeq lists its product as uncharacterized. Lineage: Eukaryota; Fungi; Basidiomycota; Agaricomycetes; Agaricales; Schizophyllaceae. The coding region runs from base 92 to 1081 and encodes 329 amino acids. The transcript has 17 exons. The record is from RefSeq and is a predicted model, not a curated record.
GACCGACAUUCCCUCUUCCUCUUUUCCUCUCCCUCUUCGCUCUUUCACGAUCUGGUCUCUACACAGUUACGGAUCAGUUGUUCCCCUCGCCAUGCUCAACCCCGCGCAGAUAGCACACGGACCUAUGCUCAUCGGUACAUUCCUCAACGUGCUGCUAUACGGUAUAUCCAUCACGCAGACAUAUCUGUAUUGGAAUGGCUACAAGCGCAAGGAUCCCCUGGUAAUCCGGCUCUUUGUGAUCUUCCUCUUCGUAGCCGACACCGCUCACACGGCGUUCACGAUGGCGUAUAUGUAUAUCUGUUUGGUUAACCAUUACGGUAACCCGUUGUACCUCGCCAACGCCAACUGGGUGUUCUCGGCUGACCCGGCCCUAACUGGCAUCAUCGGCGGCAGCGUGCAGAUAUUCUUUAGCUGGCGUGUCAAGAUACUCACUGGUCACUCCCUCCUCGCCGGCACCAUCGCCACUUCUUCCUGUGCCUCUCUUCUAUGCGGCAUCGCCACGGCCAUAGCAUGCGGUUUCGUGCCCGCAUUCGCGCAAUUUCAGAGGUUCAAGGUUGUCGUUAUCAUUUGGCUCGCCGCUUCCUCACUUUCUGAUAUCCUCAUAACGGGGAGUCUGGUGAAUCAUCUGCGAAGUCACAAGACGGGCUUUAGGACCACGGAUACACAUGUCGACAGGAUAAUACGGUUGACCGUACAAACGGGUCUGAUCACUUCCUUAUGGGCUCUUGCCGAUAUGCUUUUGUAUCUCCUCGACCCCGCUGGCUGGCACCUCAUGCUCAACUUUGCGCUCUCCAAGCUCUACACCAAUUCCCUCAUGUCGAGCCUGAACAGCCGCAAGGGGUGGCACUACUCCGACAGUCGCACAUCCGGCGCUUCAGGGCAGCCAUCCGGCCAACGAAUGCGCAAGCACGACAUCGUUACAGUCGGCGGGGGCCGCGCGGAGGUGUUCGUGCAGGUCGAGUCGCACGAGAUGGUCGACGAGGGGAAGACGAUUGCGCUCGGAGACCGCGUGACCUACGGUGGCGCGUCGCGAUGGGGAGACGGAGAAGCUGGCAGGAAGGGAACGGACGAGACCGUCUAAUGGGAAUUGUCGAACGUCUAGACGCCACCGACGGCUGCGAAACCCUGAAGGAGUCUUUCGGGGCGGGGGCGCGGCGCUCCGCGCGCCUCUCAACGGCGACGACGUGCGAUCAUCGGGGCGCGCCGCGCGAAGUCGAUGAUCUACAUUGUCUGCGGGAGAGACUGCACGCGGGCGUGGCAUCCGGUACUGUAUUGUAUGAGGACGAUCCUCCUCUGCCCGGGCGACCUAUAGGGGUCGUGCUGUCGGCGCGGGGUUCAUGACUGUCAUAAUCUUGCUUGUGGCGCAUCAACAUUGGACAGGGAUUGGUGCUGCCAAUGACUGUGGUGUCUGUCGUAGCCUGUGACUGUAUUUUGACGCCUAUUGUAUAUGUUAGCGUGCGCAGCACACGCCGAAUGUCCGUGUUAGCGAAGUGCCAUGUUGAAAA